AUGGCCGACUGCCAGGGCGCCACUACCAACACCUCAACCAAUCCCACCCACCCCAUCAACAAGCCGCUCUUCCUCAUAGCCGUAACCCUCAUCCAACUCGUCCAAUCAAUACCCCUCGGCGCCGGCAUCAACACCGGCCUCUUCAUCGCCGCUGCCCUCUCAGGCCCAUCCUCCUCCUCCUCCUCCUCCUCCCACACCUCCGCCUCGGGAGGAGCAUGGAUCACUGCCUCCUACCCCCUCACGCAGGGCACCUUCGUGCUCAUCGGCGGCCGACUGGGCGCCGUGUACGGACACAAAACGAUACUCGCCGCGGGCGCGCUCUGGUGGGUCGUCUGGGCACUCGCCGGAGGCUAUGCCACGGAUCUUGUGUCGAUGUGUCUGAUGAGGGGAUUGUGUGGGAUGGGAGGUGGGUUGAUGACGCCGAAUGUUGUGGCGCUCAUUGGGGUGAACUUCCCACCGGGAAGAGUCAGGAAUCUCGGCAUGGCUCUGUUUGGGGCCGCGGCGCCGGUUGGGGCGGCCGGUGGGAGCCUUGUUGCCGCUGUUGUGGUGCAGUUGGCCGGGUGGAGGUGGUUGUUUUUUAUGCUUGGUCUUCUUGGGGCGGUGGUCUAUGGAAUUGCUUUUGCUGUAGUUCCCGGGGAUGAGCCUGUCGAUGCAAACGGCAUUGUGGAUUACGCGGGCGCGUACUUCGGAGUUGGGGGCCUCACCUUGUUCAACUUUGUUUGGAACCAAGCGCCCGUCGUUGGUUGGGGCGAGCCGUAUCAGAUCGUCCUCCUACUUGUCUCAGUCCUCCACUUUGCCGCCUUCUGGUACUGGGAGACUAGGGUUGCGGGGGAGCCGAUCCUCCCCUUCAACAUCUGGAAGAGCCCUUCCUUCGGCAUUCUCAUGAUUACCAUCUUCUUCUCCUACAUGAGCCUGGGCAUCUUCUUCUGGUACAUGAACGUCUACAUGCAGACCAUCCGAGGGGACAGUCUGAUUCAAACCGGAGUCCAGUACCUGCCACUCACCAUCGUCGGAGCGAUCAAUUCGUUCUUCGCUGCCUGGCUGGUGCCCCGUGUCCGCUUGCAGCUCAUCAUCGGCACAGGCUGCUUCGCCAUGGUGGUCAUCAACGUGCUGCUCGCCACCAUCCCCGCCGACAUUACCUAUUGGGUCAUGGCAUUCCCCGCCAUGCUCGUCUCGGCUUUCACCAUCGACUUGAUCACCACCAGCGCGCAGAUCAUCGCGAGCAACACAGUGGCCAUGAAGCACCAGGGCGUUGCCGGCUCCCUCGUCGGCACUCUGCUUAGCUACGGCAUGAGCACCGGUCUUGGAUUCGCCGGCACCGUCGAGAUGCACACGUCUGAGCAUGGGGUCAACCUGCUGAGAGGUUACCAUUCGGCCGCUUACCUCGCCGUAGGCAUGUCCGGGUGUGCGCUGUUGCUGUGCUUCUUUAUUCAAAUUCCUAGAGACACAAUAGAGGGAUGGGUGGUUGAUGACAUGCCGGCGGCCGAGAGAAGGUAG
Molecule: messenger RNA, 1497 nt
Organism: Parathielavia appendiculata
Lineage: Eukaryota; Fungi; Ascomycota; Sordariomycetes; Sordariales; Chaetomiaceae
Product: MFS general substrate transporter
Exons: 3
Coding region: 1-1497 (498 amino acids)
Biological process (GO): transmembrane transport
Cellular component (GO): membrane
Molecular function (GO): transmembrane transporter activity
Source: RefSeq, a predicted model, not a curated record